This is a messenger RNA of Daphnia pulicaria, 1395 nucleotides long. RefSeq names its product ATP-dependent DNA helicase pfh1-like. The coding region runs from base 1 to 1395 and encodes 464 amino acids. NCBI's taxonomy places the organism in Eukaryota, Metazoa, Arthropoda, Branchiopoda, Diplostraca, Daphniidae. Gene Ontology annotation, molecular function: DNA helicase activity. Gene Ontology annotation, biological process: telomere maintenance; DNA repair. The record is from RefSeq and is a predicted model, not a curated record. The transcript is spliced from 2 exons.
AUGGUUACUCAAUUGAACGAAGGUCAACGAGCCGCCUAUGAUCAAAUCAUGGCUGCCGUCAACGACAACAACAACUCAGUUCCCCAUCAGUAUUUUUUGGAUGGGCCUGGAGGUACUGGCAAGACCUUUUUGUACAACACUGUGAUCACCGUUCUGCAAGGCCAAGGGAAGACAGUCAUCGCCGUCGCUUCUACCGGCAUCGCUUCUACGUUGUUGAUUGACGGCACAACGUACCAUUCCCAAUUUAAGAUCUACCCUCCAAUUACCGAAGUUACCAGAUCGAAAAUUGUAGAUGGCAGCCCUCUCGCUAAUUUGAUUUCAAGUGCCAAUCUCAUCAUUUCCGGCGAAGCCACCAUGAAGACAAAUCACGCUCUCGACGCUUUUAAUUUCCUCUUUCAAAAAUUGGAAAAGAAAAAUUUACCUCAUGGUGGAAUAGUCCUUCUUCUUGGUGGUGACUUUCGUCAAUGUUUACCAGUCGUCCGACAUGGAAACAGGGGGAAGGUGGUGGAAGCUACAAUCCGAAAUAACGCAACGUGGCCUCUGUUUCGUCAUCUUCGUCUAACCCAGAAUAUGCGUACCGUGGCCGGCAAUCAAGACUACGCUGACUGGCUUAUUCAGCUUGUAAACGGUACUCUGCCAACGAUUAUAAGACUUAACAAUCCCGAUCUCAUCGAAAUUCCUGCCGAGUUUCUUGACCUUGGACGGAAUUUUAUUGAGCAUGUUUUUGGUGUUGCUGCUCUGCUUUUGGAUCCCGAGGUCUCUCAGCAGAUUUGCAGUCGAGCCAUUCUCUGUCCAAAGAACGUUGAUUGCUUACGGAUCAACAAUCAGAUCAUCAAAGACAUGCCUGGAAUAGUGCAUCAGUACAAAAGCAUCGAUAAGAUUGACUCGGACGAUCCCGAAGAAAUUGCCAAUUAUCCAACCAAGAUUCUCAACACCUUUAACGUGUCCGGAAUUCCCACUCAUGUGCUCAAGUUGAAAGUGGGAGCCAUCAUCAGAGCACUCAGAGAAAAUCUGAUCGUUGCAGAUAUAGCUGCCGGCAAUAACAAGGGUCACACGGUUUACAUCCCGCGAAUGACGCUGUCGCCCACCGAUUACGAUCUUCCUGUCAUCCUCAAGAGACUCCAAUUUCCUGUGCUGUUGGCAUUUGCCAUAACCAUCACCAAGUCACAGGGCCAGACUUUUGAUCGUGUCGGCAUUUUCCUCCAUGAGCCUGUCUUUUCUCACGGUCAUCUGUAUGUGGCUUUUUCACGUGCAACAUCGAAAGAAGGUGUGAAAGUCGAAAUAUCUGAAUCUGCAAAGCAAGGACGGCUUUUGAGAAAUCACCUGACAGCCACUGAAGAGGAAAAAGAAAAAGUAUGCACCGUCAAUAUUCUUUACAAAGAAGUCCUUUUGUAA